GAAAUUAGGAGCCGAUUCUCUUCAAGAGUUUCUUGAAUCAAUCAUCAAUCAACAAUGGCUUCUCAAGGGUCACAGCCCAUCAGCCUGAAGGUUCUGAUCGACAAGAAGAACAACAAAAUAGUAAUGGCUGAAGCUAACGGUGACUUUGUGGACAUUCUUUUCAGCUUCUUGACUAUGCCCAUGGGAACCAUAGUGAGACUCAUCAGCAAACAGGCACAGCCGGGCAUUAUUGGAUCCCUGACCAGUCUAUACAAAGAGGUGGAGAAUCUUGAGGAGCAGCUUCUGCAGACUGACGCAUGUAAGUCUAUGCUACUUCAUCCAAUGAAUCCUUUUGAAACUCAGUGCAGGAGACUGAAAGUGAACAUAGAUGAUACAAAGUCCAAGUACUAUAUUUGUGCUAAUUUGAUCAAAUGCCUCCGACACUGGAGCAUCGGUUAUUAUAGUACUUUCAAGAAUGCUACGUGCGGUAAUUGCCGUAAAAAGAUGGACAAGGAUAUAUACAUGGAAAAAGAAGAUAUGGCUGCAAAUCCUAGUCAAGGAGAUGGAGGAGUGUUUGUUUAUGGACUGACCAAGUUCAUGGUAACCGACGAUUUGCAGGUAGAGCCCAUGUCUCCGGCUGCUACCUUGACACUGUUGCACAAACUUGGGAUCAAAGACAUGAGUUCCCUCCAAGAGACUACACUGAGUAUUGGCUCAGAAGAGAUCAUGAAUCUGCUCAAGGGAUUGUUAUUCUCCAAGAUACCACUGACAGAUGUGCUUCUUAGAAAGAAAGAAUUUGCAUCUGAUGGCCUAAAAUUUGAGAUAGGAGAUGCAGUGCAGUCUAAGAGUGAAGGAUCUCCACUAGAUAUGACUAUGAAGUUAACAAUAAGUAAGUCAAUGAACAAAGCAUUAUAUGCUGAAGUUGGGGAAGACAUGGGUAACUUCCUCCUCAGCUUCCUUACCUUGCCUCUUGGAUCCAUUUUACAGCUCUUGGGUGGGAAUUCAUCACUGGGAUCCAUGGACAAUCUGUACAAGAGCGUGGAAUGUUCAAAAGUUACAAGGGCUGAUAGUCUAAGGGACCUGCUGCUGCACCCUGGCCUGUAUCGUGGUUCCUACAACCCAACAGGAGUAAAUGAAAUUGAUCUGCCUGAUUACUUGUGGUGUACAAGUUUUAAAAAUACACAGAAUAAAGAUGAUGACCCUUACACUGUCUACCUGACUACUAAGGGGCAGUCCAAACGUGGUCGUACAGGUGAACGUCAUACAAAAUUAUUGAAGUCUUCAACAAGUGAAACAGCAGGUCAAGGAGGAUUUCUCAAGGGACCGGCAACUUUCAUAGUAACAGACAAUUUGGUUUUCACUCCACUAGUCUCUAUGUGGACUCUCGCCUUUCUUAAAAGCAUGAAGGUUACCCUAGAUGACUUGGAGGUUCGGAUGGUUAGUAUGGACAGGGAGAAGGCUUUGAGGCUAUUGAAGGCUUCUCUCGUCUCCAAAGCGGUACUGACAGAUGUCUUCCUCAACUUUGGCCUAAAGACUCCCAAGCAAGAAAGUAAACCUUGAUAAGGACAUCAUGGGAGUUCAGUGACCUCUGAAAUAAGGGUUGUUUUAUUUAAUUGACUUGCUCAUAAAAUGUAGACUUGUGUUUAUCAUCGAUGUUCCCCUUAUGGAACAGCAUA
Molecule: messenger RNA, 1655 nt
Organism: Telopea speciosissima
Lineage: Eukaryota; Viridiplantae; Streptophyta; Magnoliopsida; Proteales; Proteaceae
Exons: 4
Coding region: 55-1539 (494 amino acids)
Source: RefSeq, a predicted model, not a curated record